Galeopterus variegatus (Sunda flying lemur) is the source of this 1644-nucleotide messenger RNA. It is a transcript of the gene SCAI, whose product is annotated as suppressor of cancer cell invasion. The annotation marks the transcript as partial. Gene Ontology annotation, molecular function: transcription corepressor activity. Lineage: Eukaryota; Metazoa; Chordata; Mammalia; Dermoptera; Cynocephalidae. The record is from RefSeq and is a predicted model, not a curated record. Gene Ontology annotation, biological process: DNA-templated transcription. The transcript has 17 exons. Gene Ontology annotation, cellular component: nucleus.
AUGAAAGGUCCUGGUGACAGCAGACAUUCACAGUGUCAAGGGGAAAGAUAUUAACAUUUUGAUAACAGGACUGAAUUUGCUCUUAAAGAAAUCAUGUCCUCUGGAGGUGCUGAAGAUGAUAUCCCACAGGGAGAAAGAAAAACAGUUACAGAUUUUUGCUAUCUUCUGGAUAAAUCUAAGCAACUAUUCAAUGGGUUAAGAGAUUUGCCACAAUAUGGACAGAAACAGUGGCAGUCCUAUUUUGGAAGAACUUUUGAUGUUUACACCAAACUCUGGAAGUUCCAGCAGCAGCAUCGACAAGUCUUGGAUAAUCGGUAUGGCUUGAAGCGAUGGCAAAUAGGGGAAAUUGCUUCAAAGAUUGGGCAGCUAUACUACCAUUAUUACUUACGCACGUCUGAGACCAGCUAUCUGAAUGAGGCUUUCUCCUUCUAUUCUGCGAUCAGACAGAGAUCAUAUUAUUCUCAAGUCAAUAAAGAGGACAGACCUGAGUUGGUAGUUAAGAAGCUACGAUACUAUGCAAGAUUUAUAGUAGUUUGUCUUCUUCUGAACAAAAUGGAUGUUGUAAAAGAUCUGGUAAAGGAAUUAUCAGAUGAAAUCGAAGAUUAUACUCAUCGCUUUAACACUGAAGACCAAGUGGAAUGGAACUUGGUGCUUCAAGAAGUAGCAGCUUUCAUUGAGGCUGACCCCGUAAUGGUAUUAAAUGAUGAUAAUACCAUUGUUAUCACAUCUAAUCGCCUUGCUGAAACGGGAGCCCCAUUGCUGGAACAGGGCAUGAUUGUGGGACAGUUGUCUCUGGCUGAUGCCCUCAUUAUUGGUAAUUGUAAUAAUCAGGUUAAGUUCAGUGAACUCACUGUUGACAUGUUCCGAAUGUUACAAGCCCUGGAGAGGGAGCCAAUGAAUUUAGCGUCCCAGAUGAAUAAGCCAGGAAUGCAGGAAUCAGCUGACAAGCCCACCAGACGAGAAAACCCCCACAAAUACCUGCUUUACAAACCAACCUUCAGCCAGCUAUACACAUUCUUAGCAGCAUCUUUUAAGGAGCUGCCUGCCAAUAGUGUGCUUCUGAUUUACCUGUCAGCCACUGGUGUUUUCCCCACAGGUCGUUCUGAUAGUGAAGGUCCUUAUGAUUUUGGAGGUGUACUUACUAAUAGUAACCGUGACAUUAUAAAUGGAGAUGCCAUCCACAAACGAAAUCAGUCCCACAAGGAAAUGCACUGCCUUCACCCUGGAGAUCUCUAUCCUUUCACUAGGAAGCCCCUGUUUAUCAUUGUGGAUUCAUCCAACAGUGUGGCGUACAAGAAUUUCACAAAUUUGUUUGGACAGCCACUAGUCUGCUUGCUUUCUCCUACAGCAUAUCCAAAAGCUUUACAAGAUCAAUCUCAACGAGGUAGCCUCUUCACUCUCUUUUUGAACAAUCCUCUAAUGGCCUUCCUAUUUGUCUCUGGAUUGUCAAGCAUGCGUAGAGGCCUAUGGGAAAAAUGUCAAGAAUAUCUUCGAAAAAUCAACCGUGAUAUUGCCCAGCUACUGACCCAUUCACGUUCAAUAGAUCAAGCAUUUCUCCAGUUUUUUGGAGAUGAAUUUCUUCGCUUGCUUCUCACAAGAUUUAUCUUUUGUUCAGCAACUAUGAGGAUGCACAAGAUUUUUCGG